UUUGUGAUUUAUAACGUUACGAAGCGGUAGAGAUUCUCCUUAUCUCUCUUUGGUCAUAGGUUAUGUUGAUUACAUGUUUACCAAUUAUUGCGAACGAAUGACGUUGUACCACACACGAAUUUUAUGAGGAAGCAUAAUUUAGCAAUGUGUUUGCUUGCCUCGCAGACCCUUAUCCAUGAUUGUGUAACUGGUAUACCAUUCCACUGCAAAACAAAUGAUUUGGAAAUAAGUACCGCCCGUAUCGAAUUUGCCAGGAAACAUUGCGUCGCUGUUGUUAUCAUCCGACAUGUCCCUCUUCUGCCUUCAGUUGUUUCUAUAUCUCUGAAACGUGUAGCCAAAUGUGCGAUUAAGGUUGAAUUGGUCAAUGAUAGUCUUACCGAAUUAAAAGGUGAAAUUGCUGGUCCGCCAGACACACCAUAUGAGGGGGGCAAUUUUGUACUCGAGAUUAAUGUACCCGAGACAUAUCCUUUCAAUCCUCCCAAAGUACGUUUUAUAACAAAAAUAUGGCAUCCUAAUAUAUCCUCUGUUACCGGUGCCAUUUGUUUGGAUAUUCUGAAAGAUCAGUGGUAUGUAUCAGCAAACAUGGCUGCUGCAAUGACUUUGCGCACAGUAUUGCUGUCACUACAAGCGUUGUUAUCUGCAGCGGAGCCAGAUGACCCUCAAGAUGCAGUAGUCGCUAAACAAUAUAAAGAACAUCCAGAAAUGUUUCGUCAAACUGCCACACAUUGGACAUUUGUAUAUGCAGGUGGACCAGCAAAAAUACCUGAUUUAGAUGACAAAAUAAGACGAUUAACAGAUAUGGGAAUCGAAGAGCACAGUGCGAGAGUUGCUCUGUCUUCGUAUAACUGGGAUUUGGAACGCGCCACCGAGCACUGCCUCUUCAGUUAGUGAUAACUGUAUAGCUAAUCUGUCACACAUCCAAGCACCUUUCAUUUUGUCAUUAAGAAUUGUUUUGUAACAUCAUAUUUGGAUAUUGAUAUUAUAGUAAUUUUACAAUUGGAAUCAGCACUUAUAAUGACAAUAUCUUGAUGAUAAAAAAGACACUACCAGAAAAGCUAUUCAAUAUCCACUAAUAGUCAUUUAUUUAAUUUGUAACAUAGGCAUGAGGAAAAAAAUAGUUAAUAAAAAAACAGCGAAUGUGAAUCAGUUAGCUAAAUUUUAAGAAUUUUGUGAGCAAUUUAUUGUUCUAUAUCAUAUUCUAUUGAAAUUCAACAGUUUCUUGAAAAUAAAAAAAA
Dinoponera quadriceps is the source of this 1235-nucleotide messenger RNA. It is a transcript of the gene Ubc4, whose product is annotated as ubiquitin-conjugating enzyme E2-22 kDa. Bases 124 to 888 code for a protein of 254 amino acids. Lineage: Eukaryota; Metazoa; Arthropoda; Insecta; Hymenoptera; Formicidae. Gene Ontology annotation, cellular component: nucleus. Gene Ontology annotation, molecular function: protein binding; ubiquitin conjugating enzyme activity. The record is from RefSeq and is a predicted model, not a curated record. The transcript is spliced from 5 exons. Gene Ontology annotation, biological process: protein polyubiquitination; proteasome-mediated ubiquitin-dependent protein catabolic process.